GCUCGCCCCGUCCCCGGACGGCAGGAGAAUCGCUGCCUGCCCUAAGGGCCGGGAUCUUUCGGGUCUGGAGUCGUGGGGAAAAGCUGGAAGCGGUUGUGUUCCUUGGGGACCGCCAGGUUGGCGAUAAGGUAAUGGUCCUGGCUAGGUCAGGGCUCUGGCAAGAAGUGGUGAAUGUGCCAGUCAGUCAGACUUUCCCUGUGCCUGAAGGGAUGAGCUUCGAGGAAGCAGCUGCUCUUCUUGUCAACUACAUCACUGCCUACAUGAUCCUGUUUGACUUUGGAAACCUGAGACCCAACCAGAGUGUCCUCAUCCACAUGGCUGCAGGUGGUGUGGGUACUGCUGCCAUCCAGCUGUGCAAGACUGUAGAAAAUGUCACCAUUUUUGGCACAGCAUCUGCCUCCAAGCAUGAUUCACUCAAGGAGAGCGGUGUCACUCACCCCAUUGACUAUAGAACAAUGGAUUAUGCAGAGGAGGUCCGGAAAAUCUCUCCCAAAGGUGUUGACAUCGUCCUGGACCCCCUUGGAGGAUCUGAUACGUCCAAAGCAUUUAACCUGUUGAAGCCAAUGGGAAAACUCAUCACUUACGGGGCAGCAAACCUGCUCACUGGGCAGAAGAAGAACCUCGUGGCUAUGGCUAAAACCUGGUGGAACCAGUUCAGCAUCAAUGCCUUGCAGCUCCUACACCAUAACAAGGCUGUGUGUGGCUACCACCUUGGAUAUAUGGAUGAAGAAUUUGAGCUUAUUGGAGGUGUAGUAGCCAAGCUAGUUAACCUGUACAAUCAAGGCAAAAUCAAGCCCAAAAUAGACUCUGUAUGGCCGUUUGAUCAGGUGGCAGAUGCUAUGAGGCAGAUGCAAGAGAAGAAGAAUGUUGGAAAGGUUAUCCUGGUUCCUGAAGCACCCAAGGAAGAAUCCAAAAAAGAAGAGAACUAAGGAGAAGCAAUGUGUGCAGAUUGUGAAUUCAUGGUUUAACUCCCUGAUCUCUUUGGGACCUGGAAAUGGACAGAUCAGUAGCUUCCAUCUUCACCAGUACAAGAAGAUCGUGGUUAAAGUUCAGAUGAGGUUUGCAUGCUCUCCUUGUGACUGACCCUUUGCC
Messenger RNA from Tauraco erythrolophus (red-crested turaco), 1092 nucleotides. The record is from RefSeq and is a predicted model, not a curated record. Lineage: Eukaryota; Metazoa; Chordata; Aves; Musophagiformes; Musophagidae.